AUGCCUCGCGAAGCUGAACCUUCUCUUUCUGAGAGGACUUUUGUCACCCAAGCUCUCGAUGAGGGUUUGCGAUUAGACGGGCGCAAAUUCGACGAGUUUCGGCCUCUUGAACUCACCUUUGGAGAUGAAUAUGGAGUUGCGGAAGUCAAGUAUGGAAAAACAAGAGUUCUAGCAAAAGUCUCAGCAGAAGUCACUGUGCCAUACUCAGACCGUCCCUUCGACGGAGUUUUCACAAUCACAUCAGAACUCAGUCCCAUGGUUGCCCCUUCAUAUGAGGUCAAUCGCCCUUCACUCGAGGAGGUUCUUCUCUCCAGGCUUCUCGAGAAAACAAUCAGGAGAUCUGGUGCGCUAGACACCGAGUCACUAUGCCUCAUCGCCGGCCAGAAAUGCUGGUCUAUCAGAGUCGAUCUUCACGUCCUUACGCAUGAUGGAAACCUUACAGAUGCGGCUUGUCUAGCAGUUGUUGCAGCUCUUCGACAUUUCCGUAAGCCAGAUUCCAGCAUUGAGGGAGAAAACCUCACCAUAUACACACCUGCUGAACGGGAGCCCGUGCCUCUAAGCUGGCUGCACUCCCCUUUCUGUGUCACCUUCAGCUUCUUUGGUGAAGAUGGAAGCCAGGUCCUCGUUGAUACCAACUGGCUUGAGGAGCAACUGCGAGUCUCUCACUGCACAUACAGUCUCAACAAGCAUGGCGAGAUUUGUCAGAUUGCCAAACUGGGAGGAACUUCUCUUGACGCACCACUCUUCAUCCAGUGUGCUCAAGGAGCACUCAACCGAUCUAAGGAGCUAUCUGACCUAGUGGAUAGUAAGCUGGCUGAGGAUGCAAAGCGAAGGGACAAGGGAGGACUCAUGGCUGAGUUGACAGCCGAGAACGACAGGUGA
Fusarium tjaetaba is the source of this 882-nucleotide messenger RNA. Its product is annotated as exosome complex component RRP45. Gene Ontology annotation, cellular component: nuclear exosome (RNase complex); cytoplasmic exosome (RNase complex). The record is from RefSeq and is a predicted model, not a curated record. The coding region runs from base 1 to 882 and encodes 293 amino acids. The transcript is spliced from 2 exons. Lineage: Eukaryota; Fungi; Ascomycota; Sordariomycetes; Hypocreales; Nectriaceae. Gene Ontology annotation, biological process: nuclear polyadenylation-dependent rRNA catabolic process; U4 snRNA 3'-end processing; TRAMP-dependent tRNA surveillance pathway.